UGAGAACUGAGAAGAGAUCUCCAGUGCGAUCGGCAGCAGUAACGAGCAACCAGAACGAAGAACAACACUUUGAAACUUGGGUGGGGGUGACAUGAACAAUGGAGAGAUUGAUUGAGCUGAAUCAACGUCAGGAACGUGGAGAAGUAUUUGUUUGAUUAUCAAGAGAAAUAUGAUAUCAUCUUAUCACGUGGUGAAUUAGGAUCAGUUUUCGGUACCUCUGGAUGCAAAUUUUGAUUUGGUUUUGACUACUUGUGGCCUUGAUGAUUCCUUAUUAUACCUCUUUUAUCAUUGAUGUUUGUUUCAUAAUCACCAUUACGGAAUCCCUUUCCACAUCCUGAAAGCAGGAAGAAGGAAGAAACCUUCCUUUUAUGUUUCUCACCUCCAUGGACGCACCUACUGGCUUUAUCUCUCUUCCUAGUACUCCUUGAUUGCCUUGUUUUUGUCUUCUUAAUUUUUCGAAUUUGACUCUGGAUUUCAGGUUUUGUGAGGUUUACUUGAGCUCCUAUGUUGUUUGAUUUCAGGUUUUUGAAGGUCGAUUUGAGCCCUAACAGGGUUUUGAUUUAUCGAUUUGCAGCAUCUUUCGAACUAGUUGUCUGUCGAUCUUAUAGGAAACUGGGAUAAAUUCAAGAAGAGACAGAACAGAGAGGAUAAAAAGGAAAGAGGUCGAGCAGUUCAAAAGAGCAUCUAGUAACUUUGUUAUUCUCGUGAAAAGACACUAUUCUUUUCGUUUCUUUCUAUCUCUAGGCAUACUGACGUGAACCAGAAGAUUCAACAUGGGGAAAACAUGAAUGGAGCAAGAAAGAAUUGGGAAAGGGGAAAUUGUUAUCUGAGCUACGAGAUGAUUUCCCUUUCUCUUCCAUUUUGAACUCGCUCAACAAAUAAUGGCUGAUGAUUUAUGCUUUUUCAUUAAGGAUAUGCUUAUCAUUAGAGCUCCAGUAAAAAACUACUUGGUGUUGAGAAUAUGUUUAGUGGCAUUUGUUAUGGUAUGUGGGGUUUUCAUGUGUUCAAUUGGUCUAAAACAAAUUAGCAACUUCACCAAGGCCGGUUACAUUGAUACGAAAAUGGUUGCGCGGCCUUGCGAGAUGCCCAACAUUGAAAAAUGGGAAAGGUCUUAUGUGCAUUUCCCCAAACCUGCAACUUUUAAUCGGGCCGAGUGUGCAUGCAAUCCUGUUCGAUACUUUGUUAUCUCUUCAACACAGAGAUCUGGAAGUGGAUGGUUUGAGACAUUAUUAAAUAGUCAUACAAAUGUAAGCUCCAAUGGAGAGAUAUUCUCAGUUAAACCACGGAGAAGCAACAUGUCAACAAUUGUGGAUACUUUAGACAAAAUUUAUGAUCUUGAUUGGUUGACAAGUGCAUCCAAGAACGAGUGCACAGCUGCAGUGGGCUUGAAGUGGAUGCUUAAUCAGGGUUUUCUGCAGAAUCAUGAAGCAAUAACAGAAUACUUUAAAACUAAGGGAGUUUCAGUUAUCUUUCUUUUUAGAAGAAAUCUUCUUCGUAGAAGAAUCUCGAUACUUGCAAAUGCUUAUGACCAAAGUGCUAAGCCACUAAACGGGAAACACAAAUCCCAUGUGCAUUCCCCCGAUGAGGCUAAAAUUCUAGCAAGUUACAGGCCCUCAAUCAAUACAACAUUGCUGAUACCCGAGCUGAAACAAGCCGACAACAUGGUUAAACAAGCACUGGAUUACUUCAAUAGCACUCGACAUAUUAUCCUCUACUACGAGGACAUAAUCAAGAAUCGCAGCGUAUUGAACGACGUUCAAGAUUUUCUUAGGAUCCCACGAAUGAAGCUAAAGAGCCGGCAGGUGAAGAUACACAAAGGCCCUUUGCACGAGCAGGUUGAAAACUGGAGCGAUAUCCAAAAGGUACUAAAUGGAACCCCUUACGAAAGCUUCCUGCAUGAAGAUUAUCGAGUUAGUUAAAUGCUGCUUCUAAUUGUGUAUAUGUUGUUUUAACUAACUCAUUCUUUAUUUAUUUCCUUCGUUUUGUUCGCCGAAAUUUUUGAUCCGCUGCUUUCCACUUUAGCAUCUUAAUCUCAAUCUAAUUUAAAUCUUGUCUGGAUUUGUGUUUACUUUUGUAGACUAAUACUGAUAUAAUUGAGAAACUAGUUCCUAGGUUGAA
Messenger RNA from Cynara cardunculus var. scolymus (artichoke), 2118 nucleotides. Its product is annotated as nodulation protein H-like. The transcript is spliced from 7 exons. The coding region runs from base 882 to 1919 and encodes 345 amino acids. The record is from RefSeq and is a predicted model, not a curated record. Lineage: Eukaryota; Viridiplantae; Streptophyta; Magnoliopsida; Asterales; Asteraceae.